UCAGCAGUCCCUGGGGUAGCCUUGCCGCCACCAUGGCUGACACGACGACGGAACGUGAGCGGAUGCUCUCAGCAUAUGUGGGAGAAGGUGUGGUGCCCACGAAAAAGACUUGGCCAGUCUUCACGAAGGAGCAGGACAGGGUCCAACUACCCAUCACAGACUAUGCCCUGGCGGCCAUCUCCUGUGCUGCCGUGCACUCGCGACGCGCUGGCGGCUCCGGACCGGAGGUUCCAGCAGAGCCCAAAGUGCGGCUGGCACGUGUGGGCUUCGGUGCUUGGACCUCGACGAACGCGAAACCAACAGGGUGAAGGUUGCGGCAAAGCUCCACAGCGGUGAAACUGUUGCGGUGAAA
Molecule: messenger RNA, 352 nt
Organism: Cladocopium goreaui
Lineage: Eukaryota; Dinophyceae; Suessiales; Symbiodiniaceae
Source: the annotation of a GenBank genome assembly